CACUCCCUCCCUCUUCCCCACUCUUCACUCACUCUCCCUUUCUCACUCCCUCCCUCUUCCCCUCUCUUCACUCACUCUCCCUUUCUCACUCCCUCUCCCUCCCUCACUCACUCCCUCUCCCUUUCUCACUCCCUCCCUCUCUCCAUCACGCUGACCUGGCGACGUUGUCACCGCUCUCUCUCUCAUCAUUCAGCAGCAGCGACGCAAAGACGAAGGAGACGCAGGUUUUCUGGCUCGAUGCUGCGGGUCGGAGGCAGUCCCUCCGCCCGGACUCUCCCAAAGCUGGAGCCGUGGAGCCGGGGCACAGGGAGCGGCAGGUUCCUCCGGGAGCCCUGAGCAACUCGUUUUAAUCAGGAAGCCUAACCUGGAGCAAAAACGGAACUUACUGGAGAAACUCAGCAGAUGUUCUGAAGAAGGCUCACUUGACUCGAAAGUUUGGUUCUGUUUUUCUCUCCAUAGAUGCUGCCAGACCUCUGAGAAGGAUGUCCAUUUUAGCUGCUGACAUGCCUGCUGGUUCAUCAACAUGACAGAAUUACUGAAGCCUCAGACUGUUCACUACACUCAGGGUUUUGCGGAGUGAAGAAAAAAAUCCACUGCAUUCUGUAGGGAUCGCAGUUGGUUUAUUGCAGCAGCCGUCAUGUCUGGAUCAGGAAGCAGACGAUUCCCAGGACCACGAAGUCGUGGUGUCCACGGGAGAAGUGGCUUCUCCUCCCUCUUUAAAUCAACAUUGACCCCAUCCUCGGCCUCAGCACAGCAGGAGACGCAGCCCCUCCUCCAGCCGUCCAGACGCACCUCUCCGCCGGUCAGAUUACGGGACAGCUGCGCGACAUCCUCCCUCAGCAGCAGCAGCAACUCGGGAUCCUACAAAGGCAGUGACAGCAGCCCCACUCCCAGGCGUUCGAGUAAAUAUUCGUCCUGCAGUGAAAACCAUGGGAUCAAGCCACCAACUCCAGAGCAAUAUCUGACCCCUCUGCAGCAAAAGGAAGUCUGCAUCAGACACCUGAGGGCAAGGCUAAAGGAGACUGAGGAGAAGCUGGAUGAAAGGGUUGGGGAAGUGGAGGAUUUGAAAUUGCAGCUGUCAAGGAUGCAGGAAGAUUGGAUCGAGGAGGAGUGUCACCGUGUGGAAGCCCAGCUGUCCCUGAAGGAGGCCAGGAAGGAGAUCAAGCAGCUAAAACAGGUGAUUGACACAGUGAAGAAUAACCUGGUGGAGAAGGAUAAAGGCAUCCAGAAGUAUUUCAUUGACAUCAACAUUCAAAACAAGAAGUUGGAAGCUCUGUUAAACAGCAUGGAGUUGGUGCAGGAUGGUGCAUCUCUUUCUGCUGCUGGCUCUCCAGCCCGGUCUCUGACCCGCAGCUCCACCUACACCAAGCUGAGUGAGCAGGGGCCUGAGCUCCUGCUCCUUGAUGGCACUGAUCUUCCUCACCGUGGCUCCCUCGCUUCUGGGAUCGACCGCGCUGCAGAGGCUGCUGCCCUCACAGCACGGUCCUUGCUGCGGGAGGGAUAUGUGCCGUCAGCCAGGAUCCAACUGGGCACUGUCCGCGAGCAGGGCAUCCAGACUGACUUCUCCCCCUCUCAUCCUGACCUGGAAGUGAUAGCGGAGAAGGUCCUGAGGUCAAGCACCUUUGACCCUGGCGGCCUCACCGCGGGGGCAGAGGAUUUGAGACCGCUCCCUGACCCACAGACACGACAGACCUUCGGUGGGAGUACCGAUCUGCGGCUAGUUCCUGUGGAGGCAGUGCCCGAGACCCCUGGAGCAGGAGUGCCACAGGUGCCCAUCCAGCCGGCUCUGGAUGAAGCUCCCGGUCAAGUGGCACACUGGAGCCGGUAUUAUAUUGUGGAUCUGCUGGCAGUGACAGUACCUGUAGUACCUACUGUUGUUUGGAUUGUCAGCACCCAGCGAGGCAGCUCACAGCCUCUCUACAACAUCGGGGUGUUGCUGCGCAGCUGCUGUGUUCUGGCUCUGCAGUCCCUACGACGAUUCAGCACCAAUCCAGCUUCCCCGAACCACCCUCCAUCCUAGCCCCAGAUCACCGACCCCGGCUGUCCCUACAUAUACCCGCCCCCUCACCCACACUGUCCCCACAUGUACCCACCCCCUCACCCACACUGUCCCCACAUGUACCCACCCCCUCACCCACA
This is a messenger RNA of Stegostoma tigrinum, 2139 nucleotides long. RefSeq names its product syntaphilin-like. The record is from RefSeq and is a predicted model, not a curated record. The transcript has 7 exons. NCBI's taxonomy places the organism in Eukaryota, Metazoa, Chordata, Chondrichthyes, Orectolobiformes, Stegostomatidae. Gene Ontology annotation, cellular component: cytoplasmic microtubule. Bases 638 to 2020 code for a protein of 460 amino acids.